CUCCCCUUUGCAGACUUUCUCUGGCAGUUCUCUCUAUGCUUGAGGGUCUGGACUCCAGAUCAGAGAAGAAAUCGAAAAUGGCUAAAACUGGCCGAGAGAGAUAGUUUCUUCUUAGGAUUUUACACUGUAAAGGAGAAAGUUUCAGAACGCUUUGAAACAAAGUAAGAAUGAAGUCUUGCUUCAAGCCAAACAAGUUGGCAUCUUUGUAGGCAGGAGAUGUAACACUGGUAAAUAUUUACUGCAGGAUUCUUAACCAGGAGACACUCUGGCUUGUUCGAGGAGUAAAUGUUUUACACGUGAGGUGAGAUCUGCGUGUGCCUCUGUGUUCUUUCCAAGUGACUUCUGGAGACGGUCUUAGAUGACUGGCUAAGACAAAAUGCCCUAGUGAUCCCCGAGGCACAGCCAGAUUGUGGGUACCAUGUCUACCACACAAAGGAAAGACGACAGCCACCUGUUUGCCAGUCUGUGCACGUGCCAGCUGAAGGUGCAGGAGGACCAGCAACAGCCAGAAAAAUAUGUCAUUGCUCAACCAACAUUUGUUUUUGAGAAAGGAGAACGCACUUUCAAGAGACCUGUAGAAGACAGCCUGGAUGAAAUGGCAGAACAUGAAUUCGGUGGUUUCUCAAGAAAACGCAUAAGGUCUUCAUCUGUCACGCUUUAUAGUACAGAUUCCGGGUCUCCAGGAGUGGCAGCUUUGUCUCAGACGCGCCUGAGGUCCUCAUCAUUCACUGAUGCCCCAACCUUCCCCCCCUCUGGGCCAGUGAAGAAAAACAAUGUUUUUAUGACAUCAUAUCUGGUGCAAAGGAAUAUUGACAUGAGCAGCAUAGAGCAAGGUCCUGUGAGGCCUUCGGAGCAUGUUCUAAGACCUGCUAUUUUGCAGCCACCUCAAGCUCAAAGCUGCAAAAACAUAAGCAAAACAUUUGGGCAUGGUGAAUUGAAAUCCUGCAAAACUAAGGAAAAUAUCAAGCACAAGAUAUCUGAUGCAAACUCUGGUUUGCAAAGUGAAAAUUUACCAAAUGCCAGUUCAGUCCAGCUGUCUACUGAUCUACACGUCUCAGAGGAAACCUCAGGAUGCCAACCAACAGAAGAUAAGCGUUCUUUUCAAAGCUGCAGUUCUGACUUUGUUUUUGGAGAAAACAUGGUAGAAAGAGUUUUGGGCACUCAAAAGCUCACCCAGUCUUCACUUCAAAACCAUUCAUAUGCCAAGGAAAAAACAUUCAAAUCUAUUCUGAAAUUUCCUAACGCCACUUCAGAUCCAAACUCUAUUAAAAAUCUAUCCCUAAUUGAAUCAGCUGCUGCCUUUUCUUCUAAACCAUCACAAAAAUGCUUGCUUGAGAAAAUUGAUGUCAUAACAGGAGAAGAAACAGAACAUAAUGUAUUAAAGAUCAACUGCAAGAUCUUUGUAUUCACCAAAAUAACACAAACCUGGACUGAAAGGGGCCGAGGAAUCUUGCGACUGAAUGACAUAGCAAGCGGUGACUGUGGGACACUGCAGUCAAGACUAAUCAUGCGCAACCAAGGCAACCUGAGGCUGGUCCUCAACAGCAGACUUUGGACCCAGAUGAAGAUUCAGAGAGCAAAUCACAGAAAUCUGCGAAUGACUGCGACCGAUUUAGAAGACGAUAGUAUAAAAAUAUUCUUAAUUCAGGCUAGUGCCAAAGACAUAGGCUAUCUGUAUGCAGCGAUACAUCACCGUCUUGUUGCCCUCCGAAGCCUCAGGAAGCACGCUGAUGGCGAUCCGGUUGACAGCCAAUCGGACACAGUCCUCCAGCAGUUCAGCUGUGACGAGGACGAGGAGGACUUCAUACAAGUCACUAAAAAUGGAUCAGGCCCUUCAAGGUGGAACUACAGACAGUCAGUUGUCUGUCCAUAGAGCUCUCUCCUUCACCAAUAUAUCUACAGAAACUGGUCACUCUCCUGAAAUGCCAGACCGUCCUAACCGAGGAGAUGCUGCACAUACCUUGAAGAGGUUUUUUUUUUUUUUAAAUUAAAGAAACACAAUUUAUUGUAAUUAAAAGUUUUAUGUUUUACAUUUUGAAUAUUGUGGACAGAAUUUAAGAAAUGAACUUCAGAAGAUAAAAAUUCAUCUUAAUCUAGAAUAGGAUUUAAUAACUAAUUUGGAUAACUCAUCAUGUUGAUGAAUAUAAAAAUUAAAAGUAUAAAUUGUUGGCUUUGAUAAAUAUCUAACUAAAGUAUUCAUUUUAGUCAUACAUUGUCUGGUUAUAGAAAAAAUACUUUACUAAAUUUACAGUCAUAUCUUUAAAAAUAUUAUAGCUGCAAGGCAUUUUAUUAAAUCAUGUUUAUCUUCUAAGAAAUGUAUAUUUUCACUUGCAUUUUCAGUUUCCUAAUACAUAUAUUCAGGGAGAAAUUCUUUUACAAAAGUGUCCACUCAUGGACUUGUAUUCAUUGUAUCUUAUGUAUGUGACUCACAAUCAGUUCACAACUGUUGGUGAAUAAUGGAACAAAAUGUAAUAUAUUACCAUGUGUUAAAAAAUACAAAAGCCAAAUAUCAAUGUUCUUUAUUUAUGUGAUUGUCAUUAAUAUAGUCUCGUAGUGUGUGGAUAUGUAGAAACCCUUUUACAACAAAUGU
Messenger RNA from Chionomys nivalis (European snow vole), 2590 nucleotides. It is a transcript of the gene Ranbp3l, whose product is annotated as RAN binding protein 3 like. Bases 419 to 1873 code for a protein of 484 amino acids. The record is from RefSeq and is a predicted model, not a curated record. Lineage: Eukaryota; Metazoa; Chordata; Mammalia; Rodentia; Cricetidae. Gene Ontology annotation, cellular component: nuclear pore; cytoplasm. The transcript is spliced from 15 exons. Gene Ontology annotation, biological process: protein export from nucleus. Gene Ontology annotation, molecular function: GTPase activator activity.